Molecule: messenger RNA, 2065 nt
Organism: Zophobas morio
Lineage: Eukaryota; Metazoa; Arthropoda; Insecta; Coleoptera; Tenebrionidae
Gene: Spdo
Product: sanpodo
Exons: 3
Coding region: 492-1754 (420 amino acids)
Source: RefSeq, a predicted model, not a curated record
CUUUUCGUAUUGGCUGCAGAUACUUCCUCCGACUUAUCACAGUUUAAAUAAUUUGUUGUAUUCUCGGUACACACCAGAUGUGCUUCAAAAACUACAACAAUGGACGCGUCGCAACUUUCCAAUAAAUGACUUUGUGUUGCGAAGCGUGCCGCCAGUGGCGUAACGAGGGUUUCUCAGCGGGGGGCACUGGUUUCUGUAUCACGACGUUUCGUUGUUGUCAGGAAGUAAGUUUGAUAACUUUUCUCGCAAUUAUUGUCCGUUUAAUGUAUGACGAAAUAGUGGCGCCAAAACUGCCGACCCGCCAACUUUAAUUGUGCACGUGCACGCCCAUGGAAUUCACCCCACAUGACGCGAGACAUAUGCAGCUGUUUGAUAAGUGCGUCCCCCAUGCUGCCGUUACGCCGCCAGCUCUUUAACAACCACCAGGCGACCAGUCGUCACCGGGCCGUGCCCUAAACGACAACAAAUGACGGUUAAAACUCGGCUCCAAAAUGGCAACUCGCACCGUCCACAAGAACUACUACUCGAACCCCGCCUUCAGCCAGCAGAGCGAGUUCUACAACGGCAAGCCGCUGUCGCAGAUCGUCCAGAACGUGCGCCAGUCCCCCGUGGGGGCCCAGAGCCACUACCAUGAAGAGUGCUACGACGAGCAGGAGUUCUACGAAGAAAUGCUGGUGGACGACUGCGGCGUCGUCAAGGAGAAGAAGGUCCUGGUGGUGUCCUCACCGGGCGAGGAGCGCAUCGAGGCGAAAACUAAACCCCGCUACGAGUACAUUCCCAUGCAGGAGAACUGCCGGUACGUGAACCCGCCCAAGGUCCAGGUGCACCGGUACGCCGUGGUGGAGACGACGAACAACGAGGACCUGGGGCCGCGGCGGCACCGGUACGAGUACAUCCCCGAGGAGGCGUCGCCGCAGAAAACCGUUACUAGAAGCCGGUACGAGUACAUUCACAGCGAGCCCCCCAGCCCCCGGCGCCACGCCAACCCCGCCGCCACCCAGAAACUCCACGAGCUCCUCUCCACCCCGAAGAAGUCGCCGCGACUCCCCCAAAACGGGCGAAUUUGGUCACCGCAGGCCCAGAGACGGUUGCCGUCGCCCCCUCACCGAGACCCCUUCUUGACGCCGCCAAAGCCCGCUCCCAAGUUCCGCCAGAAGCUCAACUACGCCCUGGGGGCGCAGCAGAUGGUGCACCAGGACAAGAGGCACACGGCGAUCGUGGCCCCCAUGUGCUCCAGCCCCACUCAGAGCGUCUACAGUGAUACCACUUUCGCUAAAAGCGAGCCGUGGAUGAACAUAGGGCCCAAGAAACCCACUCAGGUUACGCUGGCGGUGGCGGCGGUGAUGAUGAUGUUGUGCGGCGGGGUCACGUCCGGGUUGUGUUUUUACAUGGUGUCUAUAAUGGGGCGGUUGUAUUUUCUGGAUUUUGGGAUCAUAGCGGGGUUUACGUGUCUGGUUUUGGGGCUUUUGGGGUUCAGGACGAGGAAUUGCUACUGGUUGCCUAACAGGAAUUACAUAUCAGGGUAUAUUCUUUUGAGUGUUUUUAGUCUUUUGAUGUGCGCGGGGUUGUUGGUACUGUUGGUACUGCAACCCAAGCCAGGUACUCCGCUUGCGGACAUGACUUCUGGGGCUGUGUGCGGGAUUUCCGUUUUGUCGCUGGUGCUGGCUUCCGUGGGGGUGUUGACGAGUUAUUGUUGUAAGUACCCACCACCGGAUAACAGGGUGGAGCACAGCGUGCCCGGAUUUACGGUUUAGAAACUUUUAUCUUAUAGCUGGACUUUGAUAAAAGUAUAUAUUUAUAAAUUGUGACUGACGAUGUAAAUAUUGUAUUACUGUAAGUACUUAAGUAUUGUUGGUAUUUAUUUAACAGAUGUCUUUAUGAUUUUGUGUUUCUUACGAGGUUGCUUAGUAAUUUUAGAUUAUGUACAAAACAGGACCAAAUGCUUCUAGUUUAUCGAUUAUUGGCUGUAAAUAGGUUUAUUAUUUAUUGUACUAAAUAUUGUAGUUAUUUGUAUAGUUACUGUUUUUCUUAAAUAAACGGUUUUAUGGAUGAAAUAAAAAAACUA